GCCGCCGCUCCGCGAUGUGCGCGGCCGUGUCCGGCGGCGGCGGGCGGGCGGCCCGGAGGCUCGGCAGGGCCGGGGGGGCGGCCGGAGUGAGCGGGGGCUGCGGCCCGGCCGCCCCCCCGAGGCGCAGCGGGAGGAGGAGGAGGAGCGUCAGCAUCGCCUACGAGUGCGGGCAGGGGGCUGGCAGCGGGCGGGGGGCGGCGGAGCCCCAGGGACCCCGCUGGGAGCCGCGGGACUGGCGGCUGCAGCUGGAGCGUAUCCGGGAAAUGAGGAGCCACAGGGAUGCUCCCGUGGAUGCGAUGGGAGUGGAGAAGUGUUACGACAGCAGUGCCCCUCCCCAGGUUAUGCGCUACCAGGUGCUGCUGUCACUGAUGCUCUCCAGCCAGACCAAGGACCAGGUGACCUGGGGGGCCAUGCGGCGCCUGCGGCAGCGCGGCCUCACCGUUGACACCAUCCUGCAGAUGGAGGAUGCCACGCUGGGGCAGAUCAUUUAUCCCGUGGGAUUCUGGAGGAACAAGGUGAAGUACAUAAAGCAGACAACAGCCAUCCUGAAGGAGAAAUAUGGGGGUGACAUCCCAAGGACAGUGGAGGAGCUGGUGCAGCUGCCGGGAGUCGGGCCCAAAAUGGCCCACUUGGCCAUGAACAUCGCCUGGGACAGUGUGUCUGGGAUAGCUGUGGACACCCAUGUGCACAGGAUCACAAACAGGCUGAAGUGGGUGAAGAAGGAGACCAGGUACCCUGAGGAGACUCGGGUAGCACUGGAGGACUGGCUGCCCAGGGAUCUCUGGAGGGAGAUAAAUUGGCUCUUGGUGGGCUUUGGCCAGCAGACCUGCCUGCCUGUGAAUCCUCGCUGCAACGAGUGCCUCAACCAGGACAUUUGCCCAGCUGCUAAGAGAUGCUGAGGGCUCCUCCGGCCUCGGCAGAGCAGCCAGCCCAGCUGCUGGGGCCCGGCAGCCGCCCGGAGCCCCUCCUGGGGAACGGGAGCCUCCUGCGGGCAGCCCAGCAGCGCUGGGGAGGCACCAGUGCCCGAGCUGUGCGCGGGGAAAAGGGCCUUCCCUGCUGCCCCGCGUCCCUGCUGCCCCGCGCUGCCCGCUCCAGCCCCCGGGAGCGCCCGAGCACAGCCCGGAGAAACGCUUUGUCUCAGGGACCGCGCUGCUGCUUGUCCAUGCACACUGAAUAAAGGUGGUGGGUUGUUGGUUUGUUUUUUCA
Apus apus (common swift) is the source of this 1206-nucleotide messenger RNA. It is a transcript of the gene NTHL1, whose product is annotated as nth like DNA glycosylase 1. Gene Ontology annotation, molecular function: 4 iron, 4 sulfur cluster binding; DNA binding; DNA-(apurinic or apyrimidinic site) endonuclease activity. The record is from RefSeq and is a predicted model, not a curated record. NCBI's taxonomy places the organism in Eukaryota, Metazoa, Chordata, Aves, Apodiformes, Apodidae. The coding region runs from base 15 to 899 and encodes 294 amino acids. Gene Ontology annotation, cellular component: nucleus. The transcript is spliced from 6 exons. Gene Ontology annotation, biological process: nucleotide-excision repair; base-excision repair; base-excision repair, AP site formation.